AUGAUUAAUCACGGCACUGCAUGCACGGAGCUCCUAAUAUGGCCUCGUUGGGAGACUCCAUCACUGAUAAGACCCUAUCCCGCUGAUUUCUAUAUUACCCUCCACCACUCAUUAACCACCUCCCUUCACUAACUCCCAGCCCAACCAGACACAAAAACAUUCCUGGGCCUUAAAGCGCUCCUCCAUAUUUGGCAGAGGGGCUUUGCUUAUAAGGAGAACUCAUGGUGAAACUCCAACAGGUCACCGUUCUAUCUCAAGGACCAGUACACCUCAGUCUUCUCAGUAAGGAUAAAGGUGAAAAAUGGGUGAUGCUGCCAUGAAAGAAUUUGGGGCAGCGGCCCCUUACCUGAGGAAGUCAGACAGGGAGCGUCUGGAGGCCCAGACUCGCCCGUUUGACAUGAAGAAGGAGUGUUUUGUUCCUGACCCCAGUGAUGAAUAUGUGAAGGCUUCGAUCACCAGCCGUGAUGGGGACAAAGUCACUGCUCAGACUGAGAAAGGGAAGACCGUCACAGUGAAGGAGUGCGAUGUGCACCCUCAGAACCCGCCAAAGUUCGAUAAAAUUGAAGACAUGGCGAUGUUCACCUUCCUCCAUGAACCAGCUGUGCUGUAUAACCUCAAAGAGCGUUACGCAGCAUGGAUGAUCUACACCUACUCUGGGUUGUUCUGUGUGACUGUCAAUCCCUACAAGUGGCUGCCAGUCUACAACCAGGAGGUGGUCGUUGCCUACAGAGGAAAGAAGAGGAGUGAAGCUCCUCCUCAUAUCUUCUCCAUCUCUGACAAUGCCUACCAGUACAUGCUAACUGACAGAGAAAAUCAGUCAAUUCUCAUCACUGGAGAAUCUGGUGCUGGGAAAACUGUCAACACCAAGAGAGUCAUCCAGUACUUUGCCAGCAUUGCAGCUGGAAGUGGGAAAAAGGAUACAGGCUCUGAGAAGAAGGGUACUCUGGAGGAUCAAAUCAUCCAGGCUAACCCGGCAUUAGAGGCCUUUGGGAAUGCCAAAACCAUCAGGAAUGACAACUCCUCCAGAUUUGGUAAAUUUAUCCGAAUUCACUUUGCAGCCAGUGGGAAGUUGGCCUCUGCUGACAUAGAGACAUAUCUGCUGGAAAAGUCCCGUGUCACCUUUCAGCUCAAGGCUGAGAGAGAUUAUCACAUCUUCUAUCAGAUCUUGUCUCAAAGGAAGCCCGAGCUUCUCGAAAUGCUGCUCAUCACCAACAACCCUUAUGAUUAUGCCUUCAUCUCUCAAGGAGAGACAACAGUAGCCUCAAUCAAUGAUGCUGAAGAGCUAAUGGCCACUGAUGAUGCCUUUGAUGUGCUGGGCUUUACUCAAGAAGAAAAGAAUAGCAUUUACAAGCUGACUGGUGCCAUCAUGCACUAUGGGAACAUGAAAUUCAAGAACAAGCAGCGUGAAGAGCAGGCAGAGGCAGAUGGCACAGAAGAUGCGGACAAAUCCGCUUAUCUGAUGGGCCUGAACUCUGCUGACCUCAUCAAAGGUCUCUGUCACCCAAGAGUCAAAGUAGGAAACGAGUGGGUCACCAAAGGACAGAAUGUACAGCAGGUGUACUAUGCUAUGGGUGCACUGGCUAAAGCAGUGUAUGAGAAGAUGUUUCUGUGGAUGGUGGUGAGGAUUAACCAGUCCCUGGACACCAGACAGCCCCGCCAGUACUUCAUUGGUGUGCUUGACAUUGCUGGAUUUGAGAUCUUUGAUUUCAACACCUUUGAGCAGAUGUGCAUCAACUUCACCAACGAAAAACUGCAACAGUUUUUCAACCACCACAUGUUUGUACUGGAGCAGGAAGAGUACAAGAAAGAGGGCAUCGAAUGGACUUUCAUUGACUUUGGCAUGGAUCUGCAGGCCUGUAUCGACCUGAUUGAAAAGCCCAUGGGUAUCAUGUCCAUCCUUGAAGAGGAGUGCAUGUUCCCCAAAGCCAGUGAUGCCACCUUUAAAGCUAAGCUCUAUGACAACCACCUGGGAAAAUCCAGCAACUUCCAGAAGCCCAGAGUUGUCAAAGGAAAACCAGAGGCUCACUUUGCCCUGGUUCACUACGCUGGAACUGUUGAUUACAAUAUCAACAACUGGUUGGUGAAGAACAAGGAUCCUCUGAAUGAGACUGUUGUGGCAUUGUACCAAAAGUCUACUGUCAAACUGCUUGCAACUCUGUUUGCAAAUUAUGCAGGAGCUGACUCAGCUGAAUCUGGUGGGAAGGGCAAAGGUGGAACCAAGAAGAAAGGUUCUUCCUUCCAAACUGUAUCAGCUUUGCACAGGGAGAACCUGAACAAGCUGAUGACCAACUUGAGGUCGACUCACCCUCACUUUGUACGCUGCAUCAUCCCCAACGAGACCAAGACUCCAGGGGCCAUGGAGAACCCUCUGGUGAUGCACCAGCUGCGCUGUAACGGUGUGCUGGAAGGUAUCAGGAUCUGCAGAAAGGGUUUCCCCAACAGGAUCCUCUAUGGAGAUUUCAAGCAGAGUUCGUGCGUCUUAAAGGUAUUCUUUAAAGCUGGUCUUCUUGGCCAACUUGAAGAGAUGAGAGAUGACCGUUUAUCCCUCAUAAUCACGGGAAUCCAGGCUCGAUCAAGAGGUCUGCUCGCAAGAGUGGAAUUCCAGAAGAUUGUUGAAAGGAGGGAUGCACUUCUUGUGAUCCAGUGGAACAUACGUGCCUUCAUGGGGGUUAAGAAUUGGCCCUGGAUGAAGCUUUUCUUCAAGAUCAAACCUCUGCUGAGAUCUGCUGAGGCAGAAAAGGAGAUGGCCAACAUGAAGGAAGAAUUCCUAAAACUCAAAGAAGCUUAUGCAAAAUCUGAAGCUCGAAGAAAGGAACUAGAGGAGAAAAUGGUGACUCUUCUCCAAGAGAAGAAUGACCUGCAGCUCCAAGUUCAGGCUGAGCAAGAUAAUCUUGCAGAUGCCGAGGAAAGAUGUGAGGGGCUGAUCAAACACAAAAUUCAGAUGGAAGCAAAAGCCAAAGAGCUCUCUGAGAGGCUGGAGGAUGAGGAGGAGAUGAAUGCAGAACUGACUGCUAAGAAGAGGAAGCUGGAGGACGAGUGCUCCGAGCUGAAGAAAGACAUCGAUGACUUGGAGUUAACUCUAGCUAAAGUGGAGAAGGAGAAGCAUGCCACUGAGAACAAGGUCAAGAACCUUGUUGAAGAGAUGGCUGCUUUAGAUGAGAUCAUUGCCAAGCUGACCAAGGAAAAGAAAGCUUUACAGGAAGCUCAUCAGCAAACUCUGGAUGACCUGCAGAGUGAGGAAGACAAAGUCAACACUCUGACCAAGGCCAAGGCUAAGCUGGAGCAGCAAGUGGAUGAUCUUGAGGGUUCUCUGGAACAAGAAAAGAAGAUUAGGAUGGAUCUUGAAAGAGCAAAGCGAAAGCUGGAAGGAGACCUGAAACUGACCCAAGAGAGUCUCAUGGACCUUGAGAAUGACAAGCAACAACUUGAGGAGCAUUUGAAAAAGAAGGACUUUGAGCUCAGCCAGCUUAAUAAUAAAAUUGAAGAUGAGCAGGCCAUUGCCAUUCAGCUUCAAAAGAAACUGAAAGAGCUUCAGGCUCGUAUUGAGGAGCUGGAGGAAGAGCUAGAAGCAGAGAGAGCUGCUCGAGCCAAGGUGGAGAAGCAGAGAGCUGACCUGGCCAGAGAGCUGGAGGAGAUCAGUGAGAGGUUGGAGGAGGCUGGAGGAGCCACAGCUGCCCAGAUUGAGAUGAACAAGAAGAGGGAGGCCGAGUUCCAGAAACUGCGCAGAGACCUCGAAGAGGCCACUCUGCACCACGAAGCCACUACUGCCACACUCAGGAAGAAACAAGCUGACAGUGUUGCUGAGCUGGGAGAGCAGAUUGAUAACCUGCAGAGAGUCAAGCAGAAACUGGAGAAGGAGAAGAGUGAGCUCAGACUGGAGCUGGAUGAUGUGGUCUCCAAUAUGGAACAUAUUGUGAAGACAAAGACUAAUCUAGAGAAAGCAUGCAGGACUCUGGAAGAUCAAAUGAAUGAGUACAAGACAAAGUUUGAAGAGGCUCAGCGCUGCAUCAGUGACUUCAACAUGCAGAAAGCAAAACUUCAAACAGAGAAUGGUGAGCUCUCGAGGCAGCUGGAGGAUAAGGAUUCCUUGGUGUCUCAACUCACAAGAGGGAAAAUGUCCUACACUCAGCAGAUUGAGGAUCUAAAGAGACAACUGGAAGAGGAGACCAAGGCAAAGAGUGCUCUGGCCCAUGCAGUGCAGUCUGCUCGCCAUGACUGUGACCUGCUCAGGGAGCAGUAUGAGGAGGAGCAGGAGGCUAAAGCUGAACUACAGCGUGGCAUGUCCAAAGCCAACACUGAGGUGGCUCAGUGGAGGGCAAAGUAUGAAACUGAUGCCAUCCAGAGGACCGAAGAACUAGAAGAGGCCAAGAAAAAGCUGGCUCAGCGUCUGCAGGAGGCUGAGGAGGCUGUUGAAGCAGUGAAUGCUAAAUGUUCCUCUCUGGAGAAGACCAAACACAGGCUGCAGAAUGAGAUUGAAGAUCUCAUGGUGGAUGUGGAGAGGUCUAAUGCUGCUGCCGCUGCUCUGGACAAGAAACAAAGAAACUUUGACAAGGUUCUUUCUGAGUGGAAGCAGAAGUAUGAGGAGUCUCAGUGCGAGCUGGAGAGCUCCCAAAAGGAAGCAAGGGCUCUGAGCACUGAGCUUUUCAAACUGAAGAACUCAUAUGAGGAAGCUCUGGAUCAUCUGGAGACCAUGAAGAGAGAGAACAAGAAUUUACAGGAGGAGAUUUCUGACAUAACUGAGCAACUUGGUGAGAGUGGCAAAAGUAUCCAUGAACUGGAAAAGUUACGGAAACAACUGGAACAGGAGAAGAGUGAGAUUCAGUCUGCUCUCGAGGAAGCUGAGGCCUCUCUUGAGCAUGAAGAGGGUAAGAUUCUAAGAGCCCAGCUUGAGUUCAAUCAAAUUAAAGCUGAUAUUGAACGCAAACUGGCCGAGAAGGAUGAAGAGAUGGAGCAGUGCAAAAGAAACCUGCAGAGGACCAUCGACACCCUGCAGAGCUCUCUUGAAGCUGAGUGUCGCAGCAGGAAUGAGGCUCUGCGGCUGAAGAAGAAAAUGGAAGGAGACCUGAAUGAGAUGGAGAUCCAGCUAAGCCAGGCCAACAGGCAGGCAGCCGAGGCCCAGAAACAGCUUAAGGCCAUCCAUGCACAUAUGAAGGAUUGCCAAAUUCAGCUGGAUGACUCUGUUCGGGCCAAUGAUGACCUUAAAGAGAACAUUGCCAUUGUUGAGCGACGCAACAACCUUCUUCAGGCUGAACUGGAGGAGCUGAGAGCAGCUCUGGAGCAAACGGAGAGAAGCCGCAAACUUGCAGAGCAAGAGCUGCUGGAUGUCAGUGAGAGAGUGCAGCUACUGCACUCACAGAACACCAGCCUGAUAAACCAAAAGAAGAAGCUGGAGGCUGAUACAUCCCAGCUUCAAACUGAAGUGGAGGAGGCAGUGCAGGAGUGCAGGAAUGCAGAGGAGAAGGCCAAGAAGGCCAUCACUGAUGCUGCCAUGAUGGCAGAGGAGCUGAAGAAGGAGCAGGACACCAGCGCUCAUCUGGAGCGAAUGAAGAAGAACAUGGAGCAAACCAUCAAAGACCUGCAGCACCGCCUGGAUGAAGCUGAGCAGAUCGCCAUGAAGGGAGGCAAGAAGCAGGUGCAGAAGCUCGAGGCCAGGGUGAGGGAGCUUGAGAAUGAGGUGGAGUCGGAGCAGAAGAAAAGCAGCGAGGCAGUGAAGGGAAUCCGUAAAUACGAGCGACGCAUUAAGGAGCUCACAUACCAGACUGAGGAGGACCGCAAGAAUAUUCUGCGUCUGCAGGAUCUGGUUGACAAACUCCAGCUCAAAGUCAAAGCCUACAAGAGAGCUGCAGAGGAGGCUGAAGAGCAGGCCAAUACUCACCUGAGCAAGUUCCGUAAACUGCAGCACGAGCUGGACGAGGCUGAAGAGAGAGCUGAUAUUGCUGAGUCUCAGGUCAACAAGCUGCGUGCCAAGAGUCGUGACGUGGGCUCUAAGAAAGGGCUAGAUGAGGAGUGAAACUCACAGACGGCCACCUAAGACCUUUGGGAUCUUCUCUAUUGGUUCUCCUUUGUCUCCAAAGUAACUGUAGAAUAAAGCAAAGUGCAUUCAAA
This is a messenger RNA of Pundamilia nyererei, 6105 nucleotides long. Its product is annotated as myosin-7-like. The record is from RefSeq and is a predicted model, not a curated record. The transcript has 38 exons. Gene Ontology annotation, molecular function: ATP binding; actin filament binding; microfilament motor activity. Bases 302 to 6010 code for a protein of 1902 amino acids. NCBI's taxonomy places the organism in Eukaryota, Metazoa, Chordata, Actinopteri, Cichliformes, Cichlidae. Gene Ontology annotation, biological process: muscle filament sliding; sarcomere organization; cardiac muscle contraction. Gene Ontology annotation, cellular component: myosin filament; myosin II complex; cytoplasm.